This is a messenger RNA of Morone saxatilis (striped sea-bass), 7649 nucleotides long. RefSeq names its product tripartite motif containing 71, E3 ubiquitin protein ligase (gene trim71). Gene Ontology annotation, biological process: proteasome-mediated ubiquitin-dependent protein catabolic process; protein polyubiquitination. The record is from RefSeq and is a predicted model, not a curated record. Lineage: Eukaryota; Metazoa; Chordata; Actinopteri; Moronidae. Gene Ontology annotation, molecular function: protein binding; ubiquitin protein ligase activity; zinc ion binding.
GGUUCAUUUUUCUCUCAGUCGGAUAAGAGCGGCUCGAGGAGCUGCAGCCCGAGCCACACGCGCACACCUUAUGUUUAUGGUAACGCUGGUUCGCCCGAGAGUAAACAACGGCAACAGCAGCAGCGAAGUAAAGGACGCAGUUCACGUCCGUACGGUCGCCGGACCGUGUUUCUCCCGGUUGUAGGGACCGUUGUCCACGCUGCCGGAGGAACAACCUCUGCGCAUUCCUCCACGCAGAGAGAGACAACCGACACCCUCCGCGGGGAGAGGAGAGCUGGAAGCGGCCUCUUCGCAAGGUGGAGCCGGGAAUUCACCCACGGAGGCUCUAGUAGACGUCCUGUCUGAUGUGUUGGCUUUAUCGCAGACUCCGUGUGUUUGUUUUUGAUGCUCCAAUGACCCACGGCACGCUGUGAGCUCGUUGCUUUGAUGAAUAAUUUACGGUGUCGCUGUCCGAGGCUCGCGCUGAGACUACCAACCGACCGCUGGCUGCUGCGCCCGACGCCGUCUGAACGGGCCCCGAUGGUGGACUAGAGAGCAACACCACAACGCAGACACGGACCUAAAUUGGAAAGCAGCAAAGGAAGAAGAACAUUAGAAAUCCUUGCAUACUCGUCAGGGUGUUGUGUCGUAGCGCAGAGCCCCGUAGUCAUGUUGCCGAGCCGGUGGGGGAGGAGAGACGGAGCCCCCACUAUUUCGACGCCGACCCAGUGUCACUCCAGAAAAACGCCUUACACAAGAGCUCUGUUAUGAUCUUAGCAGCAUAAGUAUUGUGUUGUUUUUUGUUACCUCAGAAACAAUCUUGGAAGAACUGGCUACCUCCUUGUUUUGUAUCAGCUCAGAGUUGUAUAAUACAGAGACAAAUCUGUAAGUCGAUAAGCACCGUUUUCACUGUUGAACUGACUUUAAUACCUCAUGAAUCUACCUCAAAUACAACUUUAUUUUCUAGACAACACAACGGGCCGAUGUGUCCCCAAAUGAAUACCUCCGCCUCCUUGCUGCGCAUGUUGUAAACUUAGCCUGUGUUUCGGUAACGCUGCAGAUGGCUUCGUUUCCAGACUCGGACCUGCAGACCUGCCCGCUCUGCAAGGAGCUGUGCGGCUCCUCUGCUCCCAUUUCCUCCAGCUCUUCUACCUCGUCCUCUUCCUCACAUACCUCGUCCUCCUCCAGCCAGACUACCAGGAGGCUCCACGUCCUGCCCUGCCUCCACGCCUUCUGCAGGCAGUGCCUAGAGGGCCAGCGAAGUCCCGGGGACCAGCUGAAGCUGCGGUGCCCCACCUGCGACCAGAAGGUGUCCAUCUCUGAGGCCGGUGUGGACUCCCUGCCCUCCUCCAACUUCCUCUUCAGCAACCUGCUGGACGUGGUGGUGGGCUCAGAGGAGCAGAUCCAGAACAAGAACGGCCUCCAUCACCGGGGGGGCCUGGGUGGAGGCUCCUCCGGCUUCCACCACCCUCACGGAGGCCUGCUGCACCCUCACCACCUAGGAGAGCCUCAGUGCAGCUCCUGCGAUGAGGAGAACCCAGCCACCUCCCACUGCCUUGACUGCCAGGAGUAUCUGUGUGACAACUGUGUGCGGGCACACCAGCGGGUGAGGCUGACCAAGGACCACUUUAUCGAGUCCCUGGGAGAGAACCUCCACCUGGGCCGGAUGAACGCCAACAGCAACUCUGGCCAACCAGGGGUGUCGGUCUCGCUCGCGCAGUCCCUGCAGAACAACUUUGCCCUGCUGUCCCUCUUCCAGGACCGCAUGAGCUUCUGCCAACACCACGACAAUGAGGUAUUCCUGUUCUUCUGUGAAACCUGCUCGGUGCCUAUCUGCAGGGAGUGUAGCGUGGGCCGUCAUAUGGGCCACACCUUCGUUUAUCUACAAGACGCCGUACAGGACUGCAGGGCCAUCACCAUCCAGCUGCUGUCAGAUGCGCAGCAGGGACGACAGGCCGUGCAGCUGAGCAUGGAGAAGGUCCAGGCCAUGGCAGAGCAGGUGGAGAUCAAAGCCAAGGUGGUGCAGACUGAAGUGAAGGCCCUUGUCCUCAGACACAAGAAGGCGCUGGAGGAGAGGGAGUGUGAACUACUGUGGAAGGUGGAGAAGAUCCGUCAGUUGAAGGCGAAGUCUCUGUACCUGCAGGUGGAGAAACUGCACCAGAGUCUGACCAAGCUGGACAGCACCAUCGCUGCUGUCAGCCAGGUGCUGGAUGAGGGCCACCACCUCGACGUGCUGCUGGCCAGGGAGCGAAUGCUCACCCAGAUCCAUGAACUCAAGGCUUUGAGGGGAAUACUGCAGCCCCAAGAGGAUGAUCGCUUCAUGUUUACUCCUCCAGACCAGGCACUGUACAUAGCCAUCCAGUCCAUGGGCCUCAUCAGCAGCGGAGCCUUCGCCCCAGUCACCAAAGCCCAUGGUGAGGGUCUAAAAAGUGCGCUUCGUGGCAAGCCCGCCUCCUUCACUGUGAUUGGAUAUGACCAUGACGGUGAGCCGCGUCUCUCCGGCGGAGACACAAUGUCUGCGAUAGUCAUGUCAGUCACAGAUGGCAACCUGUCUGCAGCGGAGGUAACGGACCACCAGAAUGGCUCUUACACCGUCAGCUACCUGCCUAAAAGUGAGGGUGAGCACCUUGUGUCAGUGUUGGUGUGCAACCAGCACAUCCAGGGCAGCCCCUUCAAGGUGAUCGUGAAGUCAGGGCGGAGCUAUGGCUCCCUAGGCUCCCAAAUAUCUUCCUUCGGCUGCGAGGGAGAGGGAGACGGUCAGCUGUGUCGUCCCUGGGGCAUCAGCGUGGACAAGGAGGGAUAAUAUUCAAGCCUUGUGGUGCUUUCCACCAUAAGUUUGGCUCUCUGGGUUCCCGGCCGGGUCAGUUUGAUCGUCCAGCCGGGGUUGCAUGUGACAGUCAGAGACGAAUCAUUGUGGCUGAUAAGGACAAUCACCGUGUGCAGGUGUUUACCUUUGAGGGUCAGUUCCUGCUGAAGUUUGGGGAAAAGGGUACCAAGAAUGGGCAGUUCAACUAUCCCUGGGAUGUGGCUGUCAACUCUGAGGGUAAGAUCCUGGUCUCAGACACCAGGAACCACCGUGUGCAGCUCUUCGCCCCUGACGGCUCUUUCCUCAACAAGUAUGGCUUUGAGGGGGCCCUGUGGAAACACUUUGACUCUCCCAGAGGAGUGGCUUUUAACCACGAAGACCACCUGGUGGUGACCGACUUCAACAACCACCGGCUCCUGGUAAUCCGGCCAGACUGCCAGUCAGCUCGCUUUCUGGGCUCCGAGGGCACCGGGAACGGCCAGUUUCUGCGGCCCCAGGGCGUUGCCGUGGACCAGGAGAACCGCAUUAUUGUUGCGGACUCCCGUAAUCACAGAGUCCAAGUGUUCGAGCCCAAUGGAAACUUCUUAUGCAAAUUUGGCACACAGGGGAGUGGCUUUGGACAGAUGGAUCGACCCUCUGGUGUGGCUGUGACGCCUGAUGGAGUCAUUGUGGUCGUUGACUUUGGAAAUAAUCGCAUCCUCAAGUUCUAAAAAAAAAAAACAACAAACGUUUAUUUUUGCAUUCUCUCCCUCCGUUUACCCUUUUGCAGUUUUUUCAAUGAAGGAAAUGGAGGAGAGAGAAUGAAUCAACAGACACAACAGGAGGAGAGCCCAGAGAGGAUUGAGAGCAUGUUGAAGCAAAGGGAAAUUAAAACUAUAAGUGAUAAUUUUUUUCAUUUGCAUUGAUAUUCUCCCAAUCAGAUAUCUGUGGUAUUUAUGACAAAGGGGACCUCUACAAAUUGAUAAUCAGUAGAAAAUGAGCCAUAUUUCCCUUCCUCUGUCUCAGCUGCUCUGAAUUCUCUGUCUAAGCUCUCCUUAAAUAUCCAUCUCAGGGAAUUUCUCACUUUUCUUGAAAUCUUGUACCCUCUGCUCCAUAACUACCUCAUUUAGCUCUUUAUGAAUGUACUCAUAGUCACUGAGCAGAGGUUUUAGUCCGUGAAGUUUUACAAAGAAGAAAAGUCUACCUCUAUACUUUGCUAUUUAAGAGAGACAAAAAAAGAAUAGACUGUUCAGUUGAUAUUUGCACAGGAUUAAUGGUAUUCAUGCUGUGCAUUUUGAAAUAUGAGUUAAAGUUAACCUCCUGAAUGUUGUUGCUGAGACAAUACUCAGACCGCUGUAGAGGCUGCAUGAUUUAUUCUCAUUAGAGGGCUUCGCUCGGGGAGGAAACUAGGGUACAUAAGUGUCCUAUUCAUGUUUUUAGGCUACUUAGUUUUUUGUUUAUGCAUCAACGCUUGUCUCUUUGUGGCUUUGUGGAGCUCGUAGUGUCAUGAUAACUUAAGAAGAGUGCACAAAGCGAUGCCAAACUCGAUAGAAUCAAAAUUAGCCCAGGUUACGGUAGGACUGAUUAAAAUGAUCAGUACUUUUCAGACUCUUCCCGUUACCUUUACUAGCAAAUGCUGAUUUGAUGAAUUUAUUAUAAGUAAAAAAAAUAGAGUUGAGGGAAUGAUCUCCAACGUGACCCCUGAAAUGAUCCCCAAAAUAAGCCCUGUACUAAAAUAAUCCAGAGUGUUUGAUGAUCCAUACACCCCAGCCCCCAUUUGUGUUGCAUAAGACUGGAUGAAGUAAUGCUUCUGAUAAAACAAGACAACCUGUGUCGCUACUAUCCAGUCAGUUGCAUGAACAACUAAGAUGCAAAGAUUAGUAUGCAAGGAGAGCAGCGUCUCCUUCAAAAGGGAGGACCCACACAAGGAUUUUGGAGAUGGAUUUUCUAAGGUCUGGAUCUAUUAGUGAUUUUAAUGUAGAGAUUUAAUCAUGUAAUUGAAUGACACCUUUUUGGUAAGGCAUGCUGUGUGACAAAAGUCUCACAAGUAGACUCCUAAUUUGGCUGUCCAGAGGACAUUAAUGACAUCAAAUGAAAGGCCUAACAUUACAAUCCUUUGGAUUUAGAUUGUGGUUAAAAGCCACCCCCUCUGGCUCGUGGGGCCUAGGGUUUAGUCCAAUCCAAUGAGAGGGUGUGAUCAUAAAGCCCUGCCCUAUUUAUUGAUCCUUGUAGUUGAGGAGACCACUCCUGAUUGAGCGCUAGUAGACCGAUUCCUCUAAAGACGGAGGUCUAUAGACCAAUUACUGGAGUCAACCAAAGUUAGAAUUUCUGCACAAUGGCCAACCGUAGAUUUGGCAAUUAAAGAAAACUAAAAAAGCCCCUUUAAAACGUUAUCUUAAAAUAAUCAUUGUUGCUGGGAAGUUCAUAAAACUCAUGGAGUUGAGUUCAUAGCACUGCCCAUAUUAGGAUUAGACUAAUAAAGUGUGCUUGGGUCGCAGUUUAUUGUGCAUGAGUACUUUCACAUCCUGCUAAUACCAAGGCCCUUGUUGUGUGAGGCAGGUUUCGAAAGAAGAUCCUUUUCGUCCGUCUGCAGGGAUGUUCGUGUAGAGAACAGAAAAUACCCACACCAAAGAGAACCCCUUUUAUAUCCCUCGCAUUUAUCCCCUCAGCCCAUCAAACGUUGCCCCAUGUUUAGUAUUAUUAGACGGCCCAUAGGCUCCAAGUAGCAUCUCAGAUUAGCCUUUGUAUCCCAGUCUAAUUACCAUAGAAACUAAUUGAUAUUAACUCUUUGUGGUGAAGGCAUUGUGGGGUUUUAAAUCCCCUUGCCCUUCGUUCAAUCUGUGUCCCACUGGAAGCACUAGACAAUUAAGGUUCUGUUAGCCACUUCCUUAGCCUAGCAAAGAAUCUUGGGACCUAUGGAAAGAUUCUCCGACUGACUCUCACCUCUGAGGAGAGGGCCCGCCUGCACAUGAUCAGGAUUUACAUCGUCAUAUCUCAGAUAUCCUGUGCCGUCGUUUUACCUCCUUUCUCGUGUACCUUAACUCCUGAAUACCUCAUAUGUCCCUCAUUGCUACUGUGCAUUUAAACAUUCAUAUACCUCAACUUGUUACUCAUUCUGAAUACCUCAUUUUUACUCUUUUAUUUAAGCAUACCUUGUCAGAUAUUUAUGCAUUACAAAGAUACCUCAUUCUUUGAAUCUUCUCGUGUUACAGUACAUUAAAUGUCCCAUAGCUCUAGGACCAAAGAUCAUGGUACUGUUUUGAGUUGAAAUGAAAUUUGUAUUAUGAUCAUCGCUCCAUCUUCCAACCCUCUACUGUAAAUUGCCUGGUAGUCUAUGCCUUUUAUCAUCAAGAAACCAAAUAUUUCAGAUGAAAGCAUUGUGCCAAAAUGAUCUGUGAGAGUUCUGUGCCAAACAGGGUUGGCAUUUGGACCACGCUGUUAUAGACGACAAAUGUCUCUGGACCAUUAUAUCAUAGGAACAAAUGUUAAAUCAGAGCACCUGAGAAUAAAUCCUCGCUCUCUGAAUGGAUGCACUUAAGAGGGCUGGGCCCCAUUUAUCUUUACCUCAUGAUAGUGAUGAACAUGCAGAUUCCACUUUUACUUAGUUACUGUGUGCAAGGGGUGAGGGGAAGAGGAUGUGGCCUCUUUAAAAGAGUUAGGAACUUCACAAAUCUGCCUUUGAAUGCACAAGAAUGACUCUCUAAUUUCAGCACAAUUUACCAAGAUUUCAGUGUGGAUUUUAGGAAGCUUGAUGUUGGUUGUGGAGGACCUUGAGACAAGUAUAAACUCAACCAUUCGGACUGUUAAACAAACACAUCAGAGGAUUACGCCUAACGCGUGACAACUGGCUGGUUUAUUAUUUAAGUGGAGUAUUUAGCACAUUGAUGGCGAGCCAGUUUGAUUCCACACACCCUGCUGCUUUGAACACAACACCUAGUUUUUUGCUUUUCAGUAUUACUCUGUGAAAUGUUCAUUCAUGUUCAUCCGUUUUUUUAUUAAGAUUGCAGAAUUCUAUCUUUAAGAUCCUUAGGUCUUCACUCUUAAAGAGGAAAAAUGUAUUUUAAACCUUUAUUUGUUUUUCAUUUUGUUGCAUGCUUUAAAAAGUCCUUGUAUUAUAUUGACGUCUCUCAGAUAGGUGUUUCAAAACUCAGAUGGGGUGGGUAGCUGACUAUUGGGAUGGUUUUUACCAAAAUAUAUACCCAAAGAUGUGUAUGUGUGUUAGGAUUGCGUUGAAUGGAAUUAACCUUUGACCUUUGCGAUUGUAUUUCCUGUUCUCAAGAGGCUCUGCAGAACACACCCUGUUCAGCCAGCCAUACCUCGAUUCCUGACAAACCAAUAGAGGUUUGAGUUUUCAGAUAAAUGCAGAAGGCUGGAGGGCCCCUGGACCAUCAGUGCUUAAUUUUCUUUAACUCCCUCUAAUAUGCAUAAUGUGAGUAGACAUGUUAACAUUCACACUCAAGCCCUGUAACUUUAGGAAGCUGUGAAAGCUUCCUCCUGAGUGUUACUUUAACGUUAACAAUGAUGAAUCCAUAUGGUGGCCAUUUUGGGUUUGACCUAGUAAUAGGAACUCUGUCACUGUCCUGUGAGGAGCAGCUAGGUUUCUCCAGCACUAACUAGCAAUCAGCUUCUUUCCUUGUCUUUACAAGAAUCCAGGAAGUUUGGUGAUGGCUGCUGAGCAUGUGAUUGGUUGACUGCACUCCUGCUCAGCAAGGUUUUUUUUUUUUUGGUUUUUUUUUAUAGGGCCCCUAUGGUUUUAGUCCACCAUUUUAUUUCUGGCCUCUCAUGGCUUUAAGAGAGGAAAAGCAAAGCUGCAUCAGGUGACGUGUGCAAAGGUCGUAGACCUCCUUUUAUUGAUUGUAUACUCUAAAGAAAAGAAAGAAAAAAA